Messenger RNA from Prunus mume (Japanese apricot), 969 nucleotides. Lineage: Eukaryota; Viridiplantae; Streptophyta; Magnoliopsida; Rosales; Rosaceae. The record is from RefSeq and is a predicted model, not a curated record.
ACACUACAACUUAAACAUGAUGUUAAAGAGCAAUCUGAUGACCCAAUAUUCAAUACUAUCUGGAUAAUUCCAGCACUCCGCCAGGAUCUAGCUUUAGUUGAAAACCAGAUCCCCUUUUUUAUUCUCCAAACUCUGUUUGAGGCUACCACGCCUCAUCUCAAGGCCAACGGCAAGCCAGCACCGAAAUCGGUCACUAGCCUUGCUCUUCAUUUCUUUGAACCUGCAGCUCUGAAGAACCAAAAGGCAAUAAUAAAAGGAGUUGAUGAUCCUCCUGGCGGCACAGAGGGCUACAAGCAUCUGCUUGAUCUCUUGCACAAAUUCUAUCUCCCAAGUCAGCCUAAGAGUACAAAUAAUAAGCAGCAGCCUGCUGGGGCUGGUGAUUCCUCAAUUAUCAACAUCACCAAUAUUGAUAUCCCUGGAAGCUAUAACAAUUGGGGAUUCAAUUAUUGCGCUUCACAACUUUUGGAAUCUGGGAUCGAGAUUGAAAGACAGUCAAGCGAGAAACACUUGCUGAACAUAACUUUCAGCAAGGGAGUGAUCAGAAUCCCAUCAUUGUUCAUAGACGACAACAUUUCACUCUUGAGAAACCUGAUUGCCUACGAGCAGUACAGCAUCAGCAGUAAUCACAUCACCUCAUAUCCCAUACUCCUGAAAAGCCUCAUCCGUUCCUCAAAGGACAUCAAAAUACUUCGGCAAAGAAGGAUCAUAAAUUCCAAUUGGAUUGACGAUGAAGUAUAUUUGGCUCAAUGCCACAGUAUUCUAGAUGAGGUUGUUGUCAAGGACUUCUGUUUUGCUGACUUAUGCAACCAAGUGAACACAUACGCUCGUAAGUUCUGGUUUCGCAGACGUUUGAAGUCCUUCUAUCGCACUUAUUUCUCAACUGCAUGGAGCUUGAUAUCGUUCAUUGCUGCAUUUUGCCUUUUUGUUCUAACUGUCAUUCAAACAUACCAUGUCAUUCACCCUCGCUAG